Molecule: messenger RNA, 918 nt
Organism: Microthlaspi erraticum
Lineage: Eukaryota; Viridiplantae; Streptophyta; Magnoliopsida; Brassicales; Brassicaceae
Source: the annotation of a GenBank genome assembly
AUGACUAAAAUAUCCUCUAACUACCGCGUUAUCCUCUUACUGCUUUAUGAGGUCAUUUUUGGAAUGACGAAAAGUUUCUUAUUCCGGUCUGAUCAAAGCUCUCUCAUCGGUUCACUACAAAAUCGAUCGAUUAUGGAUUGUUAUGCGGGAAGAAAUUUCGAAGAUCUUGUUGUGCCUAAUUACCAAGAGUCUUCAUCAGAGACGUACCCAUCUAACGGUAUGUGGGGUGGAUGGAGCAUGAACUCCCCUGAAGCUGCGGAGAAAUGUUUCGAUUACGAUGGUUUCAGUGGAGGAGAAGGCUUGUUGUACAGUCAGAUGGAUAUGAAGACGAGCGAAGAAGAAGAGGAAGAGUCUAAGAGAUCAAAGGCUUUCUACGGCGCUUCUUCGCUUCACGAUUUCGAAGGAAUCGAGCAGAUGGAUGAUAUAUUCUUGAGUUCAAUUUUGGAGGAUAAUGAUGGAGAUGUGCAUCGUACUUCCAGCAGCAAUAACAGUGUUGGAUCUUCCGCUAUGUAUGGUGGCAGCGAAGUUCCCAUGUUCCAUUGUCAUGUCAUGCCUGUAAAGGGAGAAGAGAACAUGUUCGAUUCAAACUAUGUGGAUGAUCUGUCUUCUGAAGAACUCGUGUUGCAGGAUCUACAGAUUGCUUCAGGAAAGUUGACUGAUGUGGCGCGCAAAUGUUUCCGUGAUACCUUUUACCGACUUGCAAGGAACUCGCAAGACAAGACUGAUUCAGUCAGCAACAACUCAGAAGAGUUCCAUAUGCAAGCGUCCAGAUUUGAUUAUGGUGAUAAUACAAGGUUGAGUAGAGAGGAAGAGAUAGAGUCAGAGACAAACUCAAUCGAUAGAGCCAUUGCAAACCUCACAUUCAACAAGAUGGAAUCCAACAUUAGCAACUUUCCUCUAUCGGAAAGAGUACAGUAG